AUUUAACACAUUUGACAACCACCUGUUUGGAAUUAAUAAUGUGGAAGCUGAAAGCAUGGAUCCACAGCAGAAAUUACUUUUAGAAUGCACAUACAAAGCACUAGAGGAUGCAGGAGUCCCUGUAGAAGCCAUCAGUGGCAGCAAAACAGGUGUUUUUGUUGGCCUUAUGAAUCGAGACUUUGAAAUCAUAAGAAGCAAAUCAAUAAGUGAAAUAAAUCACUAUGUUGGUACAGGAUCAGCAAUGAGCAUAGCUGCUAAUAGGGUUUCCUUCACAUUUAAUCUGACUGGACCGUCGCUGACAAUUGACACUGCUUGUUCAUCAUUUCUUUUUGCCCUGCAUUACGCCUUGCGAGCAAUUAAAUCAGGUAAUGGGAAUGAGGAGAUG
Molecule: messenger RNA, 385 nt
Organism: Phasianus colchicus (ring-necked pheasant)
Lineage: Eukaryota; Metazoa; Chordata; Aves; Galliformes; Phasianidae
Source: RefSeq, a predicted model, not a curated record